GCGCGCGCGCUCAACGGAAAUCAGACUCCUCUGACCGCACGUGCUGGAAGGGAGUCACUCGGCGCGCGGUAGCUGAGCGCGAGGACGCUGUGUUUGCAGAGAGAGCGGAGCAGCGGCGGCGCUUCUGGGCUUCAUGGCGCUGUGCAACGGCGAGACCAAGCUGGAUAUCGGUGGCGAGCCGACAGACGGGUUGCAGGACUACGACGGGGCCGUGGUGAUCCUGGACGCCGGGGCGCAGUAUGGAAAAGUGAUCGACAGGCGAGUGAGGGAGCUGUUCGUUCAGUCCGAGAUCCUGCCACUCGAGACGCCCGCCUUCGCCAUCAGAGAGCAGGGCUUCAGGGCCAUCAUUAUAUCCGGCGGUCCGAAUUCAGUCUACGCAGAAGAUGCACCCUGGUUCGACCCCGCCAUAUUCACCAUCGGGAAACCCGUACUGGGGAUCUGCUACGGCAUGCAGAUGAUGAAUAAAGUGUUCGGAGGCACGGUACACAGGAAGAGUGUACGAGAAGACGGCGUGUUCAGCAUCGGAAUAGACAACUCCUGCUCCCUUUUCAGGGGUCUACAGAAGGAGGAGAUGGUGCUCUUGACUCAUGGGGACAGUGUGGAUAAAGUAGCAGAUGGGUUCAAGGUCGUUGCUCAGUCUGGCAGCAUCAUUGCAGGCAUCGCGAACGAGCAGAAGAAGCUCUAUGGGACUCAGUUUCACCCGGAGGUAGAUCUGACGGAGCGGGGCAUGGACAUGCUGCGGAACUUCCUGUUUGAGAUCGCCGGCUGCACCAACAACUUCACCGUGCAGAACCGGCAGAUGGGCUGCAUACGCGAGAUCCAGGAGAAAGUGGACAAGUCCAAAGUGCUGGUAUUGUUAAGCGGCGGUGUCGACUCUACAGUGUGCACAGCCCUGCUGAAUAAAGCUCUAAAUCAGGAUCAAGUGAUCGCCGUCCACAUCGACAACGGUUUCAUGAGGAAGAGGGAGAGCCAGACUGUGGAGGAAGCGCUCACCAAACUCGGAAUUAAACUCAAAGUUGUAAAUGCAGCACACACGUUCUACAACGGCACCACGACGCUGCCCAUCUCGGAGGAGGAUCGCACUCCGAGGAAACGCAUCAGCAAGACUCUCAACAUGACCACCAACCCUGAGGAGAAGAGAAAGAUCAUCGGGGACACCUUUGUCAAGGUGGCGAACGAGGUGAUCGGCGAGAUGAACCUGAAGCCGGAGGAUGUGUAUCUGGCGCAGGGCACGCUCAGACCCGACCUGAUCGAGAGCGCGUCUCACCUGGCCAGCGGCAAGGCUGACGUCAUCAAAACGCACCACAACGACACAGAGCUCAUCCGCAAACUCCGGGACGAGGGGAAGGUAAUCGAGCCACUGAAAGAUUUCCACAAAGACGAGGUCCGAGCGUUGGGCCGAGAGCUGGGCCUUCCCGAGGAGAUAGUCUCCCGACACCCUUUCCCCGGUCCUGGUUUGGCCAUCAGAGUGAUCUGUGCUGACGAACCCUACAUCUGCAAAGACUUCGCUGAAACCAACAACAUCCUGAAAAUCAUCACAGACUUCUCCGCCAGUGUUAAGAAGCCCCACACACUGCUGCAGAGAGUGAAGUCGUGCAUAUCAGACGAAGAGGAGGAGAAGCUGAUGCAGAUCACCAGCCUUCAUUCACUAAAUGCCUUCCUGCUGCCAAUUAAAACCGUCGGCGUCCAGGGUGACGCGCGGUCGUACAGCUACGUGUGUGGGGUGACCAGUAAAGAAGCUCCUCACUGGGAAUCGCUCAUGUUCCUGGCCAGACUCAUCCCUCGCAUCUGUCACACCAUUAACAGAGUCGUGUAUGUGUUCGGGUCACACGUAAAGGAACCUCCCACAGACAUCACUCCCACUUUCCUGACCACAGGUGUACUGAGCACGCUCAGACAGGCCGACUUCGUGGCCCACUCCAUCCUCAGGGAGUUGGGCUACUCGAGUAAGAUCAGUCAGAUGCCCGUCAUCCUCGUGCCGCUGCAUUUCGACCGCGACCCGCUGCAGAAGCAGCCGUCCUGCAGGCGCUCCGUCGUCAUCAGAACCUUCAUCACCAGCGACUUCAUGACGGGCAUCGCUGCCACGCCGGAUAACCACAUCCCCGAGGAGGUGGUAGUGAAGAUGGUGAGCGAAAUUAAGAAGAUCCCGGGGAUCUCCAGAGUGAUGUACGACCUGACGUCCAAACCUCCGGGAACCACAGAGUGGGAGUAGAGCAGAGCGCUGAACUUUUCAGGGCUGUCCUCCUCCUCUUCCCUUUUUCUCCCUGUCCCUCUUUUUCUGGACUUCCUUCAUCCUUCCAUGGCAGUGUUUCCACACUCACCAACAAGCUCUCCACCCUCAGAGAACACAAACACGACAUUCCCCAUGACAGCAGCCAGUACUGUGAUUAACACACACACACGCGCACGCACGCUCAAAGUCGCUAUUUCAACACAGCUUCAUUUUCUGGCGCUUGCUCUGAUUAUUAUUAUUAUUAUUAUUAUUAUUAAGCCGAUUAUUCGUUUAUUAUUUCAGGAAUUAGUCAUCUGUGUUUUCGUAGAUUUGCCAGUUAAGGCUUCGAGGCUUGCAGAAAUAUCUAGGGAUGCAUCGAUGAGUUCUGAAAUAAUUUAACUAACGAGUUUAAAGUAAUCGGGACGACCUGGAGCGUUUUUAUUUAGCCGCGUUUGUUCGUCAGUGUCACGUGCUGCUAGAAAUGAACUCCUCAGUCCGAGCUUCACGUUUAAGACGUUAAAUCUGUUUAAGCAGCGUCUUUGACAGAGCGCGCUCGCCGUCGAAGGUGCUGUUUUAAACGUUAUUAAAAUGUUUUUUUAGCUACUCGUGUCGUAGAAGAUGCUGAUGCUAGUGUCAGUAUUGAUGCAUCCCUAGAAAUCACUCACACACACUGUUCUUCUCCUGCGACCUUUCUACUUUCAUUUUCCACAUCAGCUUUAUUCACCUCGUUAUUAACUCACUCCUGUGACCAAUUCUCUUUAUUUGCCAAAUAGAGCUGGUUUGACGUUAAGGGCACUUGAUGAACUGCCACUGUUUUGUGGGGGUUUGUUUUUAUUUUUCCUUGUGGAGAUCUGCGAAAUGUGCUGUGAAGGAGCUUUUCAAGCUUCCUAGACUUUGUGCCUGGUUCUUUUUGUCCUUUCUCGUUUUUUUUUUCUUUUCUUUUCCUUCAGGGAUGUGAACAACAGAACUAACACAUGCUGCAUACUUUUCUUUUGCGUUCCGAAAAGGUAUAUUUGUGUCUGCUCGUGCGAGUGUGUGAGAACAGGAGCAUCGUUUGCACAUUUAACCAUAUCUUGUGUUUGGGUGUGUUUUCUUUUUUUUUUUUUAAACUCGUAAGGCCUUGGUGCUUUCGCUUCCCGUGUAGUGUCUCCUGAGGCUCGACGUCGGAAGCUUUAGCUAUGAAACGGGGAAAGGGGGGCUAGCUGUGAUCACAUGACCCAUUAACGCAUUUAGAGCUUUUUUUUUUAAUUGAUAAAGUGGGAGGGGCUACUGGUUAGUUCUGUUAACUAUACGUAGAGGUUUGUUUGGGGCGAAAACCAGAAAUCUAUGCCUGAUUGUAGAUAAGAUUUGAAAUGUCGUCGUAGCAAUGAAUAAAUAACAUGCCUAGCUAUUUAUUGUCUUUUGUACGUCUCAUUACACGAUCAUUUGUUUCAAUAGCAAGAAAAAAAAAUGAUGCAAGUGUGGACUGGUUCCUUGUCUUAACUGCAAACUUUGUUCUUAUUCUCUCUCUCUCUCUCUUUCUCUCUGUCUCCUUUGUACGUGUACAUUUUACAUGUGUCUACUCAGAAGAAAAUACUAUUAAUAUGAAUUUAAAUUCAGUAGUGGGUUCAGCUGCAAUCUGACAUUGUGUUCAGUUUGAUUUAUGCAAUUAUUAUUUUUUUUUUGUAUAAAAAUGAACAAAAAGCUUUUUUUCUUUAGUAUUGUGCCUCAAAACCAAGCCACUGCAUGCAGUUUCCCGAUGAACUGACGUUUGUAUAAUGAGAUCUGAGCUUUAAUAAAAGAAGUCCAUGUACAA
Molecule: messenger RNA, 4007 nt
Organism: Neoarius graeffei (lesser salmon catfish)
Lineage: Eukaryota; Metazoa; Chordata; Actinopteri; Siluriformes; Ariidae
Gene: gmps
Product: guanine monophosphate synthase
Exons: 16
Coding region: 134-2212 (692 amino acids)
Biological process (GO): GMP biosynthetic process
Cellular component (GO): cytosol
Molecular function (GO): GMP synthase activity; ATP binding; GMP synthase (glutamine-hydrolyzing) activity
Source: RefSeq, a predicted model, not a curated record